UCUCAGCGCUUGCAAACUCCUUAACGAUGCAAAUAUUCUUUCUUCAUUGGAAUCUCCGGCGAAGGAUUCUUAAUUGGUUUUGACAAUUUCCCUUUCAAGUUUAUCUAAUCAGGAUCGAGGAAUUAAACUAUCCCACUAAACCUAGCUUGACAGUACAUAAGAACCUCUGCUCAUGCUGCGAUUUGCAAUUCCACCCACUCCAAUGGAUUAUUUGCCCAUAGUCGUGGCACUCGUCGUCACCGCCUCGUCCAUAGCCAUCUACCACUUCACCAGAGCCAAGAAACCAUGUCCGGCCAACCUGCCACCGGGCUCCCUCGGCCUCCCGGUGAUCGGCCAGAGCCUCGCCCUACUCCGAGCCAUGCGCGGCGACGGUGGCAGCCGGUGGAUACGGGAGAGGAUCGAAAGGUACGGGCCGGUGUCAAAGCUGUCGCUGUUCGGCACGCCGACGGUGCUCCUGGCGGGGCCGGCGGCCAACAAGUUCAUGUUCUUCAACAGCGCGCUGUCGACGCAGCAGCCCCGGUCCGUCCAGCGGAUACUCGGGGAGAAGAGCAUACUGUACCUCCACGGCGCCGAACACCGGCGCGUCCGCGGCGCGCUGCUGGAGUUCCUCAGGCCGGACAUGCUCAAGAUGUACGUGGGCAGGAUCGACGGUGAGGUGCGGCGCCACCUCGAGGAGAACUGGGCCGGACGGGCGACCGUGACGGUGCUGCCGCUGAUGAAGCGGCUGACGUUUGACAUCAUCUCGGCGCUGCUCUUUGGCCUCGAGAGGGGUGCCACGCGGGACGCCCUUGCCGGCGACUUCGUGCGCAUGAUCGAAGGAAUGUGGGCCAUCCCGGUGAACCUGCCGUUCACGGCGUUCAGCCGGAGCCUCAAGGCCAGCGGCAUGGCUCGCCGGGUGCUCGAGGGGCUCACGCGGGAGAAGAAGGCUAGACAGAUGGAGCACGGCAAGGCGUCGUCCAACAACAACGACCUCAUCACCUGCCUGCUCAGCCUGACGGAUGACCAUGGCGAUCGGUUGCUGACCGAUGAGGAGAUUGUGGACAACUCCAUGGUCGCCCUUAUCGCUGGCCACGACACCUCGUCCAUCCUUAUGGCGUUCAUGGUCCGCCAACUCGCCAACGAUCCGGUCACUCUAGCUGCCAUGGUCCAAGAGCAUGAAGAGAUUGUCAAGAACAAGGCUGAAGGAGAGGCUCUGACCUGGGAAGACCUGACGAAGAUGAAGUUCACAUGGCGAGUCGCGCAAGAAACACUUCGCAUCGUCCCUCCGGUCUUCGGCAACUUCAGAAGAGCACUCGAGGACAUCGAAUUCGAUGGCUACUUCAUCCCAAAAGGAUGGCAGGUGUUUUGGACGGCAAACGUGACGCACAUGGACGCAAGUAUCUUCCACGAGCCGGCCAAGUUUGACCCAUCCCGGUUUGAGAACAAAGCAGUGUCAACGACACCACCAUGCUCCUUUGUCGCCUUUGGCGGUGGCCCUAGAAUAUGCCCUGGAAUAGAGUUUUCCAGGAUCGAAACGCUGGUGACGAUGCACCACCUGGUGAGGCAGUUCAGAUGGAAGCUCUGCUGCAAGGAGAACACUUUCGUGAGGAAUCCCAUGCCAUCGCCGCUGCAUGGCCUGCCAAUCAAAAUCGAGCACAUAUCCUCUCCUUGAUCGCCACCAAAUUUCACAGAUAUCUAAGUAUAAAGUAUAAUGGCCAGUCACAUUACAGCAUUGCAUGGGAGGGAUAAAUGGAAAUGUAGCUGGGGCUGGACGCUUUGGAAGCAAGGGAACGCCCGGGUAUUUGGGAACUUGGAUAGACAACUUUCCACACAGUCCUCGAGGAGUUUAGCCUUUGGGGGGCUGCGAGGGGAGGAGAGCGGAGAGUGAUGCUGCGAGAGUAGGCGUGAGUCCUGGG
This is a messenger RNA of Lolium perenne, 1895 nucleotides long. The record is from RefSeq and is a predicted model, not a curated record. Lineage: Eukaryota; Viridiplantae; Streptophyta; Magnoliopsida; Poales; Poaceae.